Adelges cooleyi (spruce gall adelgid) is the source of this 2873-nucleotide messenger RNA. RefSeq names its product rho GTPase-activating protein conundrum-like. Gene Ontology annotation, molecular function: GTPase activator activity. Gene Ontology annotation, cellular component: cytoplasm. The transcript has 15 exons. Bases 514 to 2799 code for a protein of 761 amino acids. Gene Ontology annotation, biological process: regulation of actin filament polymerization; regulation of small GTPase mediated signal transduction; signal transduction. The record is from RefSeq and is a predicted model, not a curated record. NCBI's taxonomy places the organism in Eukaryota, Metazoa, Arthropoda, Insecta, Hemiptera, Adelgidae.
UCCGUGUCGCGCAGUCGCAUAGCUGUUGCUGUUCGGUUGUUUUCCAUGUUUUUUUUCCCAGUCGUCGACGAUUGUGAAUUAUUGAAUACACAAAAAGAAAUAUUCGAUUUGAAAAAUUUUUUCUAAACUGUUUUUUUUUUUUUUUGUUAAGAACCGAUCGACGAAUUCGCGACAUCCGAAAAUGCCCAUUUGCGAUGUGUUCAAAAUAUUAUUAUAAUAAUCAUACUAGGUACUACUAUUAACACAGUGUAAUUUUUCUUUGGGCGAAAAUAAACACAAACGACACACACACACAAGACACCGUGAUAUUUUCCAAUCUAUAGUCAAGAUACACGAUGGUAACGAUGGUCAACGGCCAUAGCAGAAUUCCAGCAGCGGUUUCCACCGGAUCAGUCUCGGUCGUUUAAAUGGUGAUAAUGUGAUGAUCGUCGUGAAAGCCAAAUGUCACUAUUCGUCUUGAACCGACCAAGAAGCUAAAUUAAGUUCUUCGUCCUAACUGGCGGUCUACCCCCGAUGAAGGUCAUGGAAACAGACGUGAGUCAGGACUUCGAGGACUACUGGAACGAGUACAAGAUCAUCCAGGAGACCAGGCAACUAGAUAGCUAUCUGGACGAGGAAUGCCCGCCGGAACAGGAGUUCAUUGGCGCUCACUUGCAGGAGGGCGCAGUGGAAUCCGAAUGGCUGUCGUCUGCCGGCCUAGCUUUCUUGACCGAAGCGUUUGACAAUGGUUGUGAGGUGCCCGAUUCGGAACUGGAACCGGCCAUCACACACCUUUCCACCAGACAGGCGGACGCUGUCAGACUCAGGGUCCGUUCGCUCAACCAUACGGUUCGGCAGAGGGGUAGACAACUUAAAGCCAGGCACAAAAAACCUGACAUCCGAGACGUAUUCCGAGAUUUCGAGAGUUUGAGUUCUAGCUCAAGGUCGAGAAGCGCUACCCCGGAUUCGGAUUCCAACAGUCCGCCAAUGUCAUGGACCCAAACAGAAAUAACAACACCAAUACCAAAGUACACUGAUCCGAACGUGGACUUGGGAAUUUAUUCGAAAAAAGAUGUUCGCCGAAUGCCAAGUGCGCCCGUGUUACCAUCCAGAGACAUAUUUCGCCGAAGCAACCGCAGUAACAACGGUAUCGUGGCGUCCGAAAGUGACGGUAUAACUAUGGUUGGGUUUCAAAGACUUGGCACCGUGCGCGGAUUCAAAUUUGAACAACGCCCUUCGACCGUGGCCAAAGACCGCAAUCGCAGUGGAAGCGACCCGCUUCACCUGUACUCGACUUCGCCCGAAGAGCAUACCAACACACCUAGUAUGGGCUUGGCCGUGCCCCAGUCUUCGGUCACUCGCAGCCACGGUUGUUUGUACGAAUCGUCCGACAACCAUCGGGACAGCUCGCAGUACGUGGGAUUCGAACAGAUGUGGCAAAACAACAACUACCGUCUGGAGAAAUCCUAUUCGUCCGUGGACGAGAACACCGGUAGAACUUGGCCAGAAUCGCUCAGCGACGAAGACUUGGCCAAGCUUCGACCAUUACUGUUUCUCGAGUUGUCGGCCAUGUUCGACAGUGCCGGAAUACCGUUUCACAAAGGCAAACCGCACAAGCGCAAAAGGAGAGAAGAAGGUACUAUUUUUGGCGUGUCUCUGUCGAACCUCGUCGACCGCGACCAAGCGAUCGCCAACCGCCGAGUCCAGGUGCCGUUGAUACUCCAAAAGGUCUUGGGACAGCUGGAGAAACGCGGCCUGGGCGAACAGGGUCUGUUGCGGAUGGCAGCGCCGAAAGCAAAAGUGGAGAAGCUUUGCGGGGCCGUGGAGAAAUACUUUUACGCCAAGCCCGACGAGGUGGAUCAGCUGCUGGAAAAGUGUUCGGUACACGAUUUGGUCGCUUUGUUGAAACGUUUGCUCAGAGACCUACCCGAGCUGUUGCUCACUCACGAGCUGAUCAAUUUAUUUUACCAGACCAGUUCCGUGUCCGACACCGUGAGGGCUCUAAACCUAUUGGUGCUAUUGUUACCUACCGAGAACAGGGCUUCGUUGCGGGCCCUCGUUCGGUUUAUGUCGAAAUUGGUCGAAUACCAGCAGAGACACGAUCUGGAAAACAAGAUGACCGAACACAACGUGGCGAUGAUCAUCGCACCGUCUCUGUUUCCUCCCAGAUCCGUACAUUUGGAAAAAAAAGACUUGCAUUCGCAUUUGGACCAGGCGGCUCGAAGCUGUCGCCUGACCGAGACUCUGAUGAACCACAUCGAAGAGUUAUGUUUAGUUCCUACCGAUCUCAUGAACCAGCUCAGGCACAACAACGAAAUUUACCAAUGUCGACUCAAAGAAAACAACAAUCCCGUAAGACGAUUUUUGGGCAAGAAAAAACCAGACGUCGUCACCAAGAGGAUCAACAACGAGCUGGACUAUCAGGAAGGUGUGAUCCGCGUGGACGCCCCUCAGUUCCGGAUAUCCGGCAUACCUUUAUUCUUGACCGACUCUACCACUGUCGGCGAAGUGAUACUCAAAAUUGUGGAAGAGGCAGCCAAGCAAACGGUGACCAAGAACGGUGUCGCCGUCAAGACGGGCCGAAAAGAUCUUAAAUCGAGAGCGCUGACGGAAUUGGCUCCAAACGGAAACCUGUCGUGCCUUCUGACCACUGCCGAUCCGGACAUGGCCACGAGAACUCAUUUCCUGUACGAGACCGGUGGAAAUAUAGGUCAACGCCGAAUAGAACCAACGGCCAACAUGAUGGCCGUCUACCAGACCAACCCUAACGCCCAAUGGUUCAUUAAAUGCGACCACAGAAACGGCAUCGCUCACGUAUGACACACACAUUUCAACAGUGGAUAUUAAUGUUUAUUGUGUUUUUUUUUUUUUUGUAAUAUUAUUAUCGAACUUCU